CUUAAUUAUGUACUGCUGAUUAAAAUUAUUAAAAAUUCUAGUUGAAUUUGCAGAAUCAAAAUGCCAAACAAAGAAAUUCGAAAUGGAAAAGGAAGGGAUAAAUUGAAACCUUCUAUACGUUUUAAGCAGUUGGCUCGUAGUGCUUUAAUUAACCAACAAUGGUUAUCCGAUUUAAUAGACCAUCAAAGAACAAAGAUACCGUUGUACCGCCCAAAAGUGACAGGAAUACUUACAAACAAUAAAUUACGAGCUCGCUUGGCACCGUAUGCAUAUUUCAUAAUUCUUGGCCCGAAACGAAAAAUAAUAGAACAGGGAAGAGAACCUGCGACGGUUUAUUUUGUGCUUACUGGCGAUAUAACUGUGACAACGAAAAUAUGGAAUUCAGUAAAAAAUAAAUAUAUUGAAAGAGUGGAAUACUUGAGCGGACCCGGCGAAUGGUUAGGAGAGAUUGAUUUCCUUGAAAACCAAAAGAGACGACAAACAUUCACGAGUAAAUGUAAGUAA
Molecule: messenger RNA, 504 nt
Organism: Bactrocera tryoni
Lineage: Eukaryota; Metazoa; Arthropoda; Insecta; Diptera; Tephritidae
Exons: 3
Coding region: 61-504 (147 amino acids)
Source: RefSeq, a predicted model, not a curated record